UGUUAAACUAGAGGUGGAACACACAGAUCUCUUGUCUAACAGCUUCAGGAGUUUAGAAGAUGUGUGAGAAGCUGUUUGUGAUUGCACUGCUGCUGGUGGUGUGUGUGUGGCUCCUGUGCGCUCAAUCAGUGUCCAGCAGCAACCGAAGCUCAAGGGGACAUCCAGGUGGAGUAAAACCUGGUACAUGUGAGGUCGUAGCUGCCCAUCGAUGUUGCAAUAAGAAUAAGAUUGAAGAAAGAUCCCAGACAGUCAAAUGCUCAUGCCUCACUGGACAGGUGGCAGGAACAACCCAUGCACGGCCGUCAUGUGUCGAUGCAUCUAUCGUGCACCUGAAGUGGUGGUGUCAGAUGGAGCCAUGCUUGGAAAGCGAAGAAUGCAAAGUCCUUCCUGACCUCACCGGCUGGUCCUGCAUCUCCGGGAAUAAAGUCAGAACCACCAAAGUGAGCAGGCCACCGAGACCGACUAAAUAGAAUUAAUCCGUCAUCUAUAAGUAGUCUUGUUUGGCUGACCUUUUGAGAAGGUAUACACUGAU
This is a messenger RNA of Clarias gariepinus (North African catfish), 532 nucleotides long. RefSeq names its product chemokine-like protein TAFA-4. The coding region runs from base 60 to 470 and encodes 136 amino acids. The record is from RefSeq and is a predicted model, not a curated record. Gene Ontology annotation, molecular function: receptor ligand activity. The transcript has 4 exons. Lineage: Eukaryota; Metazoa; Chordata; Actinopteri; Siluriformes; Clariidae.